This is a messenger RNA of Struthio camelus australis, 1569 nucleotides long. The record is from RefSeq and is a predicted model, not a curated record. Lineage: Eukaryota; Metazoa; Chordata; Aves; Struthioniformes; Struthionidae.
AUCGCUGCCCUCAUCAACCCACAAGGAUUUAUAGUAAUGGACAACAGCCGUGCCUCACAACAGAGUAUGUGGAAAAAUAUCCCAAGUAUAGCAACAUCCCUCCUCCCCAGAGCCUUAAGCCGAAACAAGAGUACCAAGCGCAUCGUGGGAAAAUGGAAGGAAUCACAACAUUUAAAUCUGAUUAUUUACCAUAUGAUAUUGUGAAGCGACCUUUUCGGGUACCAGAACAACAUAAACCAAAGACCGGAGAGAGAGAACUGGGAACUACAUACCAGAAAGAUUAUAAUGCUCAUAAAAUACAGCCAGUGAUAUUAGUAAGACCUUUAGAGAGAAAACACACUACAGGAGGAAAAUUGGAUACCAUACCAACUUAUCAAGAUGAUUAUAGGUUAUGGGAAGUUCAAAGAAGGGAACCUAAUAAGGUGGACCACACAUACAACCCACCUACAGAGAAGUUUGGAAAUUCUACUACUUUUCAGGAUGACUUUGUUCCUAGGGAACUGAAUCCCAGAAGAAGUUUUAAACCUCCUUGUAUGACCAAGCUUUCAGAUGUACCUUUUGAUGGUACUACUAGUCAUCGCACUUCUUACAUUGCUCAUCAAUUGGAACCAAAAUUUAUAAGAUUGAAAGAAGAAUACAAACCAAGCAACCAACCGUUUGAAGAUCUCACAACCCACCGGAAUGAUUUUAAAGGGCUACCUGGGCAACUUGCAAAAAGCUGCAGGCCUGAAAAUACUAAAGUUGGGUCCAAAGCUCAUUUUAAUGGGCUCACUGAAUUCCAGGAUCGUUUUCAGCCAUGGUCAGUCUCCUUGCCUGAGGUCCGCAAAACAAAAGAAUACAUUCCACCCCUAGGUAGCAUGGAUUUUAACUCCACAAGCCAUCUUGACUAUGUUAAACAUGAGCUUUCUCCUGCUGUCCCCAUAAGACCAGUUUCUAGUGGAAGAAGAACCAAUGCCCCUUUCCAAGGGAAUUCUACCAUGAAAGAAGACUUUCAAGCUUGGGACAGCUGUCGGCAAGAAAUUAUUAAAAAGUAUCAGGAAAUUCCAAAACCCACAGGUAAAUUUGAUGAUUUAACUACAUUCAAAUCUCAUUACAUACCACAUCAGAUAAUUCCAGCUCAAAGUUUCAAACCUCUACGUGUUGUACUUCCUAAUUCAGCUCGCUUCGAAGAUGAAACUAUGUAUCGCACAGAAUAUACUCCAAAGAAACAAGAGAGCUGCCCAGCAAAUUAUCCAUCUCCUCCAGGAUAUGUUUAUGUAGACACAGAUUCUCAUGGUCACAAAUUCUUCCACCAGCUUACUCCAGAAUAUUCUGACUCAAAUGGUAAUCCUAUUCCAAAGGAAGUAGCUGUUGUGUCAUAAUAUUUAAAGUAUCAUUUCAAGCAGCCUUGCAAAACAAUUGGAAUCCUACUAGUUCAGUUAUCCUUUGAUAAAACGGAAAGCCAAUCAAAUAAUGCGUAUUUUGAUUUAAAAAUACUAAAACUAAUAGCUUAAUGAAAAAUCAAAACAGAAACAAUAAGAUAAGUUUAUUACAAAACUAAUAAAGAUUAGCCAAUUUUUUUUUUUUUUU